Molecule: messenger RNA, 2842 nt
Organism: Neogale vison (American mink)
Lineage: Eukaryota; Metazoa; Chordata; Mammalia; Carnivora; Mustelidae
Gene: EME1
Product: essential meiotic structure-specific endonuclease 1
Exons: 8
Coding region: 1029-2750 (573 amino acids)
Biological process (GO): double-strand break repair; mitotic intra-S DNA damage checkpoint signaling; resolution of meiotic recombination intermediates
Cellular component (GO): Holliday junction resolvase complex; nucleus
Molecular function (GO): nuclease activity; DNA binding
Source: RefSeq, a predicted model, not a curated record
GGCAGCGUCCUUUACCGAGUGCUUACUGUGGGCUCCGUGCUGUGCUAAGCGCUGUAGAUGCACGAUUUCAGUUAUUUCAAACAAUCUUAUGAAAUAGGUGUUGUUAUCAUCCCUGUUUUACUAAAUUGGAAAGCGAGGUUCAGGGAGGUUACAUGGCCCAUCCGGGGUCACACCUACAGUGUUUGUGAGCGUUUUUUCGAAGAGCAGUUCUUGUACACGACCCAGCAGUUGGACUUCCAGGUAUACAUGCAAGAGAAUUGAAAACCUAUCCCCACAAAAACCUGGACAUGAAUGUUCAUGGCAGUGCUGAACGGAGAAACAAAUGGCAGCCUAUCUGUGCGGUGGAAUGUUAUUCAGCCGUAAAAAACCACGGAGUACUGACACACGCCACAACAUAAACGAGCAAUGAGAAACAUGCUAAGUGAAAGGAGGCAGUCACAAAGGACCACACGCUGUAUGAUUCUGUUUGUACUAAAUAUCCAGAACAGGUAAAUCCACAAAAAAACAGUAGUUGAUCUGUGGUUAUCAGGAACUGGGGGAGGGAGAAGUGAACAACACGGCUUAAUGGCUAUGGGAUUUCUUUUUGGGGUGCUGAGACUAUUCCGGAAUUAGACAGUGAUGCACAGGUUUGUGAAUGGACUAAAAACUACUGAACUGUACACUUGAAAGAGAAGUUCACGGCAUGUGAGUUACAUCUCAAUUUUUAAAGAAAGGAGGAUUUAACAUGUGCAUGUUAAUAAGGGGGUGAUGUUGAGUCUUGUUACUACUGCAUUAACAUUUUCCAGUAGUAAUCUCCACUUUGAUUCUAGGUCACCUUGACCUGGAAGGGAUUUGAGGAGUCCUGUUAGACUGCAGACAACUGAGUUCCAGAGUGCAUGUGUUGGGACCAUAACCUGUUUUUCUGUUUCUAUAUUGUAUGUAUUUCCAUAAAAUUUGGCCACAGAACACAUCUAAUGGGCUGAGUUCAGUGCCACAGUCUGUGUCUCCUCUCUUUUCCUUUUAGGGAAUUAAUUUGACAGCACGCAUUGAUGGCUCUAAAGAGGUCAUCACUCUCACUGGAUUCCAGUGAGAGCGACUCUGAAGAGUUGCCAACAUUUGCCUUCCUGAAGAAGGAACCGUCUUCAACAACGAGGAGGCAGUCUCAGAGGGAGGAGAAGAUUGUUGUGGUUCACACCUCGGAUUCUGAGGCCUCCUGUCCUCCAUCACCAAGGUUGAAAGAUGUACCACCUACCCCAGACACAGCUGAAUCCGUCACACAAACAGAGCCAGUGAGGGUGCUAAGCAGUGGAAGUGAGGAUGAGGUAGAAUUAAUUCCCCUGGCCGAGAGGCUUGCAUGUAAGUUUUUGACCCGCAAGCCACUGAGCCCUGAGGACUCUAGCUCCCCAGUUAAAAGUGUAUGGGAUCAUCAAAAUAGUGAAGGAGGAUCCUGUGACUGGAAAAAAGAACCCUUUCCAGAGGUCCCUGAUAUUCCCCUCCGUGACACCUCAGAGAGAUGUGCAUCAAAUAACAAGGACCCUGCGGGAGACAAUCCAUGCCACCAGCUUCCAGCCUUCAAAGCUACUUGCCCUAUCCAGAACAACAGCUGGACAAAUGCUGAGGUCCCCCCACUUCAGAAGAGAACCAAGCUUAGCCAGGAGGUCCACAGGAGCAGCUCGCAGGGACGCCAGCCACGGAGACGAGCAAGCCCGAAGGAACGCGCCCUGGGACAACAGGAGAGGACCAAGAAGGCAGCCGUGGCUAACAGGCUGAAAGCUCAGAGGCCCGAGGAAUGCCUAAAGCAUGUGGUCGUGCUGCUGGAUCCAGUGCUUUUGCAGAUGGAAGGGGGAGGCCAGCUCCUCGGGGCGCUGCAGUCCAUGGAGUGCCGCUGUGUGAUCGAGGCCCAGGCCGUGCCCUGCAGCAUCACCUGGAGGAGAAGGGCUGCGCCAGCUGAGGAUGGACAGGAAGACUGGGUCGAGGAACCGAUGGUCCUGGUGCUGCUCCCGGCAGAAGCGUUUGUGUCCAUGGUCCGGAACUUCAAGCAGGGAAGUGUGGGCGGACCUGAGAAGGGGAAGGAAACACUGCGGAGCUUUGUGACCAACAUCACAGCGAGGGCAGCUGGGAAAGCUCUGUCCCUGGUUAUUGUGGAUCAGGAGAAAUGCUUCAGUGCUCCAAACCCCUCAAGAAGAAGGAAGCAGGGAGUGGCAGAUAGGGAACAGGCCAAGGAGAAGCAGCAGAGACGACCAGAGGCCAGCGCAGGGCGCGUGGUGUCCAGAGUAGACGUGGAAGAGGCGCUGGUGGAUCUGCAGCUGCACACACGAGCCCAGGCCCGACUGGUGCAAACCUGGAAAGAGCUGGCCGACUUUGCGUGCGCAUUUACCAAGGCUGUGGCUGAGGCGCCCUUCAAGAAGCUUCGAGACCAAACUAGUUUCUCCUUCUGCCUGGAGAGUGACUGGUCUGGAGGAGCAAAGGUGGACCGCACGGGCAGGGGACUAAUGCUGGUGUGGAGGAGACAGAUUCAGCAGCUGAACCGAGUCAGCCUGGAAAUGGCCAGUGCCAUCGUGGAUGCCUAUCCCUCCCCCCAGCUCCUGGUCCAGGCUUAUAGGCGGUGUCUGUCGGAGCAAGAAUGUCAGAAUUUGCUCGCAGACAUACAGGUACGCCGUGGGGAAGGCGUGACUGCCACGUCCCGGCGGGUUGGACCAGAGCUAUCCAGGCGUGUCUACCUUCAGAUGACCGCUCUGCAGCCAGAUCUCUCUUUAGACGGUGCAGACUGAGGCCAGCCCUGGGGAAGCUGGAGAUUUCCACCUCACCCAGCUCGGAAGAGGACCAUGGGAAGAGGCUGGAAGCACAAGCCUGGGUCGGGCUC